Molecule: messenger RNA, 1965 nt
Organism: Ilyonectria robusta
Lineage: Eukaryota; Fungi; Ascomycota; Sordariomycetes; Hypocreales; Nectriaceae
Exons: 3
Coding region: 1-1965 (654 amino acids)
Biological process (GO): regulation of DNA-templated transcription
Molecular function (GO): DNA-binding transcription factor activity, RNA polymerase II-specific; zinc ion binding
Source: RefSeq, a predicted model, not a curated record
AUGUCCCGGCCCAAUCAGUCUCCGCCAGUCUCAUCCAGCCCAACUGCCGAUCCCCCGGGUACCAUUACCCCGGGAGCCGCCCUGUUCACUGCGGGAGGCGCCAAUGUCUCGCGCGAAUCUGCGUCGUACGCCCGGAGACGCGCCGGCACGGCUUGCUUUGUCUGUCGAGGACGGAAGACCAAAUGUGACAACCAGCGGCCCGUCUGUGGGUUCUGCGCCGCUACUGGAGGAGCUUGCAGCUAUCCUGAUGACACGCCGUUGGACCACUCCAAGCUCGACAGAGGCAGUCUGGCCAUUCUGCAGAGACUGGGCGAGAUGGAACAGAACCUAACUGCACUAAUGAAUCGAAAUGAAAACUCGCCAGGCCAUCAGGUGUCCCAACAGCAGUUAGCUCCGGUAGACGAGGAAGAGCUUCCAGACCGCAGCCCUCAUGUCGGGGCCAGCACGACGCAGCCCGACAGCGACCGGCCGCCGGCAGCAGACGUCGUCACUCGAAGUUCUGAGAUGAGAGUUGAGAGUCUCCUUCGCUGGCCAGUCUUCAAAAUCAAGCAAUACCCAUCGCUCACCUCUAGUCUUGGGCACGAGGGCAGCCAACCGCAAGCUGGAACCGGAGACGGCAUCUUCGACCUCGACCCCGAAGUGAUCACCCAGCUGGUGGAAAACUUUCUGGCUACAAACCACAUUAAGAACCCUAUAUUCGACGUUGACCAGCUAUGGAACCGUGUAAGAGACAUCUCUGAAACGGGGCUCCGGUGGGAUGGGUCAACGUGCCUUGUACUCCUUAUUUGCGCCGUCAGUGUGCUUGCGCCCCCGUUUGAAAACGAACUAGUACCUGGUUUUUCGAGACGACCGGAGCGUCUGAGACGCGCGGAGCUGUACUUUCAGAUGGCGCAGCGACGCAUUGGAAUGCUUUACCAUAGCAACUCGCUCCUCGCCGUGCAAUGCAGUUUCUUGACCGCCGUAUAUCUGAUGACAACUUUUCGGAUCAUGGCCGCGUGGAAAGCAUUUUCGCAAGCUGGAACACAGUGUGUAGGGUGGCUAGCAGCUCGAGGUCAUACUCGGGAGGAUAUGGACAGUCAAUAUCCUGUUGCUGUGGAGAUUCCCAAAGGCGACAAUAUCGAGCAGAAUAUGGAAGAGAGUCUCUACUGGAGUUGCCUGAAGAGCGAGUUAACCGAGCUGGGCCUACCAGGGUCGAGUCUCAACGAGAUGCAAUACUACCACGUGUAUCCAUCCCCACCCAGCCCAAGUCAGUUGACCGGGGGCCACACGCGUUCGGAAUCAGCUGCUCAGCGCGAGCGGGACCGCCUUGAAACCGGCUGGUUCUUCUAUCUGGCCGAGAUUGCUCUUCGCCGCAUUAUGAACGAGGCGCUGUCGGCGCGCUACUGGGCUGAUUCGUGGUACUACACAACCAACUGGUGGACUGCCAGCGAGGACAACUACCGCGCCGAUGUGGAGAAGUUCAAGCUGAAGCUGGAGACGUGGCGGGAUAUGCUUCCACCCUCUAUGAGAUUUCCUAGUGACCCCCACGAGGGCAUCAGAGACCCUCUAAGGGGGAUUCUGAGAUCGCAUCUAGUAGAUAUCCUGGACGUGCUCUAUUUCCCGGCCGUUCGAGCCGUCGCCUGCAAGCCAGUCAGCGAGCUGGGGCCAUACGUCCUCGCAACAACCCGUGCGGCACUCUUAAACGCCGUGUACCGCAUCACGAUAUGCGAGGAGGGGUUCUGGUAUCGCCACCAAGGAACAUGGCUGAUGAUCCGCACAUGUUCACGCAGCCUGCUCCAGCUCUUGGCAGUAGCUCUCCGCGCGCAGACCGAGCCCACCUUGGCGGGACUGCUCCCAGAGGGAUGGAAAUAUUCCGUCGGGAGGGUCUUUGCCUUGAUUGAGUACUGGGAGCCAGAGAGCCCCGAUCUGGGGUUGCUAUUGGCGCGGUUGAAGGACCUUGUUUCGAUGCUGGAGCAGGGGCAGUAA